GCACGCGCCCUUUGCAUCUUUGAAGCUCAUCAGAUUCAACCCUGGAACAAAUCAGUGAACACACAGGUCAAAGGUGAAGGAUGUGCAGAACCAUGAGAGCGCCACGCCUCCCUGUCCUGUCGGUGCUCCUCGUCCUUCUGCUGACCGCUACACGCUGCAAUCCAGCCACCCUGCCGCCCCCUGACCCCGAGCACACGGAGGCUCGUGGUGUCCCGCAGCAGGAGGCAAAAGGUGUCCCGCACAUAGGGGCAACAGGCGUUCCACAGCCAGAGCCGCAAGGUAUCCCACAGUUGGAGGCAAAAGGUGUCCCACAGCCAGAGCCACGAGAUGUCCCGCAGCCAGAGGCAAGAGGUGUCAUGCAGCCAGAGGCAAGCCGCAUCCCACUGCCAGAGAUACACAGCAUUCUGCAGUCUGAGCCACGAGGUGUCCCGCCGCCAGAGCCACGAGGUGUCCCGCCGCCAGAGCCACGAGGUGUCCCGCCGCCAGAGCCACGAGGUGUCACACUGCCGGAGCCACGAGGUGUCACACUGCCGGAGCCACGAGGUGUCACACUGCCAGAGCCACGAGGUGUCCUGCAGCCAGAGCUGCAAGGUGUCCUGGAGCCAGAGGGAGCUUGCACCGUACCGCAGCUGAAGCCACCAGGUGGCGUCCCACAGCCAGAGACACAAGGCGGUGUCCUGCAGCUGGAGGGAAGAGGUGUUCUGCAGCCAGAGCCAAGCACCUUGAGGUCGAGGACGGAGACACCGGCCACUGUGAUUGGUCGGACUGUGGAAACACCGCAGAAACAAGAGAAUAAGUCCCACAUAGUGGAGGUCUUUCCCAGAGAUCUGCGGCACAAGGAGAAGUUCCUCCAGCACCUGACAGGUCCUCUCUACUUCAACCCAAAGUGCAGAAAACAUUUCUAUAGACUGUACCACAACACCAGGGACUGUACGAUACCUGCCU
This is a messenger RNA of Myripristis murdjan (pinecone soldierfish), 945 nucleotides long. RefSeq names its product protein TsetseEP-like. Gene Ontology annotation, biological process: positive regulation of ERK1 and ERK2 cascade; positive regulation of ERK5 cascade. The annotation marks the transcript as partial. The transcript is spliced from 4 exons. Lineage: Eukaryota; Metazoa; Chordata; Actinopteri; Holocentriformes; Holocentridae. The record is from RefSeq and is a predicted model, not a curated record. Gene Ontology annotation, molecular function: receptor tyrosine kinase binding; receptor signaling protein tyrosine kinase activator activity.